UACCAUCACUGAAUUGUGUAAUUUUUUCAAACAAUUGUGCUCUAGGACACUGAACGUUUCUGAUAUGGAGAAAGCUAAGGAUGACUUGAUUGUUAUUUUAUGCAAGAUGGAGUUGAUUUUCCCUCCAGCAUUCUUUGACAUAAUGAUCCAUUUGGAUUUGCACUUGCCUGAUGAAGCAAUAUUGGGAGGACCUGUAUUUAUGAGGUGGAUGUAUCCUUUUGAAAGAUACAUGAAAAAAUUAAAAAACUAUGUCAGGAAUAAAGCUCGUCCUGAAGGAUCUAUAGCAGAAGGAUAUGUUGCAGAUGAGGCUUUGACAUUUUGUUCAAUGUAUUUCAAAGGUGUGGAAACAAAAUUUAAUCAGCCUGAUCGUAACGAAGAUGCACCGUAUGUGAAUCGACACCUCACAGUGUUUGAAUCUCAAUGUCGUCCUCUUAGUAAGGGAAUUCCCGUGCCCCUCGAUGAAAAUACUCGGAAUAAAGCUGAGUGGUUCAUAUUGGAUAAUUCUCCAGAAACUGAAGUGUAUUUAGAGGAACACCUAACUGAGGUGCAACAAAGAGAUAUGGCUGCCAAUCAUAAAUUGAUACAUAAGAAAGAGUUUCGUUCAUGGUUUCAUAAGAAGGUAACUUGUACUUAGCAAAUUGCAUACUACAAAUUACAUUCUCAUUCUAAUAUAUUUCU
Humulus lupulus (European hop) is the source of this 678-nucleotide messenger RNA. RefSeq lists its product as uncharacterized. Lineage: Eukaryota; Viridiplantae; Streptophyta; Magnoliopsida; Rosales; Cannabaceae. The coding region runs from base 65 to 634 and encodes 189 amino acids. The record is from RefSeq and is a predicted model, not a curated record. The transcript is spliced from 2 exons.